AUGGGCACGGGCAUAGUCUCAGUCCUUCUCCACAGCCUUCCUUACAAUACAACAUGGAUCUCACAUGGAUUCGCUAUUGCCUUUUUUAUCCUCAACGUUAGCCUAUUUACCGUUUUUACUGCGAUCACGGCUUUACGCUAUGCAAUGUACCCUGAGAUGUGGAAGGCCAUGAUUGUACAUCCUGCUGAGUCUAUGUUUCUUGGCUGUUUUCCAAUGGGAUUUGCAACAAUCAUUAAUAUGAUGAUUUUUGUCUGUGCACCUGCCUGGGGUCAGUGGGUGGUUUACUGGGCUUGGGGUUUCUGGUGGUUAGAUGCUGCUCUGUCCUUGACUUCAUGCAUGAUAGUGCCAAUGGUCAUGAUUUUUCAACACCGUCAAGAGCUGCAGGCAAUUACAGCUGGAUACCUCCUCCCAAUUGUCCCAGUAGUAGUUGCAUCUUCGACCGGCGGCAUCGUUGCAGAGGCUCUUGUAAACCCGGACCACGCCUUUGUCACGUUAAUCGCGUCCUAUAUUCUCUGGGGUAUCGGUAUUUGCCUAUCAGGUACUGUCCUUGCGCUGUACUUCCACCGCCUCAUCAUCCACGGCCUCCCAGCAAAGGCGAGCAUCAUCUCUGUUUUUAUUCCUAUUGGGCCCCUGGGACAAGGCGGUUUUGGUAUACAGCAGCUGGGCAGAGCAUCUCUCACAAUACUCCCCCAUACAUCGUUUAAUGUGAGGACUCCGGGCGCCACACACGGUGAGGAAUUCCUCUACUUCACUGGACUUUUUCUAGCGCUCGUCAUGUGGGGCUUUGGUCUGGUAUGGCUGACCUUUGCGCUCAUCAGUGUUGCCAUGACGAAGAAGUUUCCCUUCAACAUGACAUGGUGGGGGCUCACAUUCCCGCUUGGCGUGUUGGCGACUUGCACAGGCUUGCUGGCCCAGGACUUAGACAGUGUGUUCUUCAGAGUCAUGACCAUGGCUAUUUCUGGAAAAGUCUUUGUCUCCCCGUCCGUGAAGGACCUGGACAAAGAGAAAGAGCUGAUGGAGCUACAUGGGAGGGUUUAG
This is a messenger RNA of Colletotrichum spaethianum, 1038 nucleotides long. RefSeq names its product sulfite oxidase. The transcript is spliced from 4 exons. Gene Ontology annotation, molecular function: sulfite transmembrane transporter activity. The record is from RefSeq and is a predicted model, not a curated record. Gene Ontology annotation, biological process: transmembrane transport; sulfite transmembrane transport. NCBI's taxonomy places the organism in Eukaryota, Fungi, Ascomycota, Sordariomycetes, Glomerellales, Glomerellaceae. Bases 1 to 1038 code for a protein of 345 amino acids. Gene Ontology annotation, cellular component: plasma membrane.